Molecule: messenger RNA, 957 nt
Organism: Fraxinus pennsylvanica
Lineage: Eukaryota; Viridiplantae; Streptophyta; Magnoliopsida; Lamiales; Oleaceae
Source: the annotation of a GenBank genome assembly
AUGUAUGGCCUUAAUUCGACGUUUGACUACGCAGACAAGGCGUUGAUGUCACCGGAGAAUCUGAUAAUACCGGCGGAGUACCAUCAGCAAUACUAUAGCCUUAUUUCUUCUUCAGUAGAUCAUCAGCAUCAUCUUACAGAAGUGUUUGGAUCCGAGGAUUUUGGUGGAAGUGGAUUCCAGGGUUCUGUGGUAUCAGAUGUGGCGUCUGUUAAUAUUCAAAGGGAAACAUGUCCUGGAGAUGAUCACGAUGAACAUGGUUUGAGCUUGAUCAAGGCUAAAAUUGCUUCUCAUCCUUCAUACCCGAAGUUGCUUGAUGCUUAUAUUGAUUGCCAAAAGGUUGGAGCACCCAAAGAAAUAGCAUGUCUGCUGGACGAAAUCAGGCGAGAAAACGACUUAUGUAAUAGAAGCGGAGCUUCUACAUGCCUUGGAAUCGAUCCUGAGCUCGACGAAUUUAUGGAAACCUACUAUGAAAUAUUGGUUAAGUACAAGUCGGAUCUAUCAAGGCCUUUCGAUGAAGCAACUUCAUUCCUCAACAAGAUUGAAACGCAACUGGGCAAUCUUUGCAGAGAUGAUGGUGGUUUAUCCUCGGACGAGGAGUUUAGUGGGGGAGAAAUAGAAACACAGGCGAAAAGUGAAGACCGGGAGCUUAAGGAUAGGCUCUUACAAAGGUAUGGUGAUCACAUAAGUAGCCUAAAGCUAGAAUUUUCAAAGAAGAAGAAGAAAGGAAAGCUACCUAAAGAGGCAAGGCAAACAUUACUUGAAUGGUGGAAGUUUCAUUAUAAAUGGCCCUAUCCAACCGAAGCAGAUAAAAUUUCACUGGCGGAAUCUACGGGUUUAGACCAGAAGCAAAUCAACAACUGGUUUAUAAAUCAAAGGAAGAGGCACUGGAAGCCUUCAGAAAACAUGCAUUUGGCUGUAAUGAACAAUCUUUCUGGGCAUUUCUUUACUGAAGAUUGA